GUUCUAUAAUUUUUGCUCUCGUUUAGGGUAUAAUUUUCCUCUUCGAUGCGAGCGUUGUGGCUCGCCAUUCCCGCGAGCGUCGCCAAUGCAGUUCCUCCUCAAUCGACGCAUUUCCAGCGCCGACGAUUCGUGCCCGAGCUGACAAGCACUGUGAUUACUUCUUUCACAGGGAGCAAGACUCGGCUUCCAACAUUGUGGGCAAGGAAAGAGGCGAUUGGAGCCUUUUCGGUGCAGCAGUCUGUGGAUUUCAUCUCUUUCGAUGGUGCCGCCGGUGCUGUCAGCGAGAUCGAGAUGCAAAAGACGCUCAGGCUGGUCGAGUGCGCGAUGCUUGCAUCGACCGCGGGUUUGGCGUAUUUCCUAAGCAACUUAUUUCGGUUCGAGUCUUACUUUGGAUGCUUCUUUCCACUUCCUAUUGUCAUUUCCGCGAUGAGAUGGGGCGCUGCCGCUGGUCGCAAAACAAUGGUGACCACAGCGUUGCUUCUUCUUGUCAUUGCUGGACCUCUCAAGGCUCUUUCUUACGUCCUCAUGCACGGAUUUCUCGGCGUUGCGAUGGGUGCGUUGUGGAGAUGGAGAAUCAACUGGGGCGUCUCCAUCCUUGCUUGUACACUGGUCCGUGCUCUUGGAGCGAUUGGUUUUGUGUUUCUGUCUUCCUGGCUGAUCAAGGAAAACAUCCUCAACCUGAUCACCAUAAACACCCAUGCUUCCCUCUCGUACAUGGUGGCGGCAAUGGGGAUCAACAUCUCGCUUACAAUGCCGACCAUCUAUGCUGUGUUCACGUCCCUGCUUAUCGUGAACUGCGCAUCGUUUGUGUUCCUCCUCCAUGUUUUGUACGCGAUUAUUCUUCAGGGCCUGGGAAUCAAGUCGUCACUGGCUGUUCCUGGCUGGAUGUCGAGAUCCAUGUAAGAUCAAAGGAUGCUUACCCGGAGUUCAUCCUUGUACAGUCACGAUUUUUUGGCAUUGAUAUAAAAAUCUGGGAUGGUGGAGAA
Messenger RNA from Selaginella moellendorffii, 986 nucleotides. RefSeq lists its product as uncharacterized. The transcript is spliced from 8 exons. NCBI's taxonomy places the organism in Eukaryota, Viridiplantae, Streptophyta, Lycopodiopsida, Selaginellales, Selaginellaceae. The coding region runs from base 46 to 903 and encodes 285 amino acids. The record is from RefSeq and is a predicted model, not a curated record.